AUGGGCUGGCUACCAUCCUUCAAAAGCAACAGCACACCGCAGCAGCAGCAGGAACCCCAGCAGGAGAAACCUUUGACAAACUACUCCCCCGGUCAGAAGAUACUGUUGCAGGACACCAAACCACACUUCAACGACCCCGCAACAGCACAACAAACAAAACCAGUCAUCGACUCGCAAACUUUCAAGCAGGCAUGGAAUACGCUCUCAUGGAAGGAAUUCACACCAGAGAAACUCACGGAGAUCCCAUGUUUUAGAGACGCCGGAAUGGUAGGGUUCUCCAGUUUAUUCGUAGUCGGAUCACUCAUGUUUAUUUAUCAUAAGAACCCUAUGAAGGCAACAAAUUGGGGGCUAGGGUCCCUAUUGUUAGGAUCCAUGGUUGGGUGGGAACAAUGUAGAUUGAAAAGGAAACAUAGCUUUGAAAUCGCUCAAUUAGCCAUCAAUACUGUCAAAUCAAAGGAAAGACCGAUGAUGAAGAAAGUACAACAUGAUGAAAGAUUAGUCAAACAAUGGGAAGCAAAAUCAGAAAAAGAGAAUAAGAGCUGGUACAAAUUUUGGUAA
This is a messenger RNA of Naumovozyma castellii, 558 nucleotides long. RefSeq names its product Cox20p (gene COX20). The coding region runs from base 1 to 558 and encodes 185 amino acids. The transcript has a single exon. Lineage: Eukaryota; Fungi; Ascomycota; Saccharomycetes; Saccharomycetales; Saccharomycetaceae. The record is from RefSeq and is a predicted model, not a curated record.